AUGUCUCAAUUUACAAGGAAAAUAUUUAUUUUUAACGGUGAUAAAACUGUACACUGUCGGAGGAAACGUCUAAUUUACAUAUGGCACAAGCAGUGUUUCAAGUGCCAAGGAUGCAAUAUGACCCUCAAUAUGAGGACUUACAAGGGUUUCAACAAACAACCUUACUGCGAGGCUUAUGAAUGGAGAAUAAUUACGCUUCUUACAUAA
Molecule: messenger RNA, 207 nt
Organism: Cotesia congregata
Lineage: Eukaryota; Metazoa; Arthropoda; Insecta; Hymenoptera; Braconidae
Source: the annotation of a GenBank genome assembly